AUAGGUUUGGCAGGGAGUGGCCCCUGCACCUGUCCGACCUGUUUGGGGGACAUAUGACUCCGGAGGAAUUUCCCUCGCUUGCUAUCGUCCAUUGUUUAACGGAGCCUGAUUUAGUGGGAGUCUGUGAGAGGGUGAGAGUCAGAGGAGAGGGGGAGAUAGAGAGAAGAGAGAGGGAGGUAUAGAGAUGUCGGAACCAGCCACUAAUCCCGCUGCCACCUCGUUCCCAGCGCCAACUAUUUCUCUACCUUUGGGACUGGAAGUAUUGAGAACUUACUCUGGAGCCCUUGUCUGUUUAGAAAUAUUAUUUGGUGGUCUGGUAUGGAUCCUGGUGGCCUCCUCGAACGUGCCCGUGCCUCUGCUGCAGGGCUGGGUGAUGUUUGUCUCUGUCACUACCUUCUUUCUCUCCUCUGCCUACCUCACACUCUUCAUCACUGGCCUGGCUGACCGCAUCAACACUGACUGGAAUUUCUUGGAUGUGUUCUACCAUUUUGUGGCUUUGCUUUUCUACUUUGCUGCCUUCGUGCUGGAGGCAGCAGCUACAGCAGCCAAUGGAGGAGCCCACAUCAGCCCAUUGCCUAACAGCACUGAUACGGUCCUGUGUAUAACCUACCCUCGAGGCAAUAUAUUCACAGUCAUGAGUGACAAGCAAUACAGUAUUAAUGUGGCAGCCACGAUAUUUGCAUUUGUGGUGACACUAUGCUACGGCUUCAGUAUGAUGAUGGGCUUCAAGAGGUGGAGGAUGUAACCAGUAAAACAUGCACAAACUAGUUUUAUAACUGCUUCAUAACUUCAACAUGUAUUUU
Molecule: messenger RNA, 803 nt
Organism: Scatophagus argus
Lineage: Eukaryota; Metazoa; Chordata; Actinopteri; Scatophagidae
Gene: mal2
Product: mal, T cell differentiation protein 2
Exons: 4
Coding region: 185-745 (186 amino acids)
Biological process (GO): myelination
Cellular component (GO): membrane
Molecular function (GO): structural constituent of myelin sheath
Source: RefSeq, a predicted model, not a curated record